Messenger RNA from Ornithodoros turicata, 2110 nucleotides. Its product is annotated as beta-galactosidase-like. Lineage: Eukaryota; Metazoa; Arthropoda; Arachnida; Ixodida; Argasidae. The transcript has 15 exons. The record is from RefSeq and is a predicted model, not a curated record. Gene Ontology annotation, molecular function: beta-galactosidase activity. The coding region runs from base 28 to 1977 and encodes 649 amino acids. Gene Ontology annotation, cellular component: vacuole. Gene Ontology annotation, biological process: carbohydrate metabolic process.
GCUUGUGUAGUUCAGUGUCAAUGAAACAUGGCCCCUGAGAAGAUGCUAACGAGUGUGCUGUUCCUGUUAUGCGGGUUCUUCACCUUGUCGGAAAGCCGGUCUUUUACCAUCGACUACGAGAGAGACGUGUUUCUCAAGGAUGGGAAACCGUUCCGUUAUGUGUCGGGCUCCAUCCACUACUUCAGAGUUCCCCAUGAGCUUUGGUUGGACAGACUGCAAACCAUGAGGGCCGCUGGACUGAACGCCAUUCAAACGUACAUCGAGUGGAGUACGCACGAACCACUGAACGGCCAAUUUAGCUUCGAAGGCCAGAAUGACAUCGUCAAGUUCAUAAGAACAGCUGAAUCCGUCGGUUUUCUGGUCCUCCUAAGGCUGGGCCCUUUCAUAGACGCCGAGAGAGACAUGGGUGGCUUUCCAUUCUGGUUGAUGUCGAACAAUACGGACAUCAAACUUAGAACCAGCAGUAAAUCGUACCUUCAGUACGUUGAUAGGUACUACAGCAAGCUCUUGCCUCUGCUGAAGCCACUUUUGUAUUCCAAUGGUGGACCGGUGAUUAUGCUGCAGGUAGAAAACGAAUACGGUAGCUAUCCGGCUUGCGACUUCAAAUACACUGCACACUUGCGAGACGUGGUGAGAAGCUAUGUAGGUGACGACGUCAUACUGUAUUCUACCGAUGGCGAUAGUGACUCCCUGGUCAAGUGCGGAAAGAACGAGGGGGUGUACACCACAGUUGACUUUGGACCAGCAACCGACGUGAUAGAAGCGUAUGCAGUGCAACGACGACACCAGUUGAGAGGACCAUUGGUCAAUUCUGAAUACUACCCUGGAUGGCUUGACGUGUGGGGACAACCUCACGUGCAAGUGCCUUCAGUACUAGUUGCGUUAACACUGGAGGCCAUGCUUCGUCGGAAUGCUUCUGUCAACGUGUACAUGUUUCACGGAGGAACAUCAUUUGGAUUCACAUCAGGAGCCAUUAUGUCUGGUGGCAAGUACCAGCCCUGCGUCACGAGCUAUGACUACGACGCACCUAUGACGGAAGCUGGAGACCCAACACCAAAAUAUUUUCUCAUGCGCAAAGUGAUUAGCCAGUUUCUACCCCUGCCUCACAUGCCAGAACCACGUCCAAAGCCCAAGAUAAGCCUGGGGCCUGUCGAGUUUACCUAUGUGCUCAGCUUACCGCUAAUCAUACGGGAGACUGGUGACACAUCAAUACCAUCAAAGCAUCCGCUUUCUUUUGAGGAUGUGGGCCACGGCCAUGGUCUUAUGGUGUAUAUGACAAACGUUACCUUUCGAGCUCGUUAUCCUGCAGUGUUAAAGGUACCAGGACUACGUGACAGAGGCUACGUAUACGUUGAUGGUGUAUACAAAGGAAUGCUGUCACAUAUGGACAACGUGUACGAAAUGCUGCUUCCAGUUAAGAGAGGAUCAGCCUUAUGGAUUUUGGUGGAAAAUCAGGGACGCGUGAGCGUGGGUCCUGAGAUACUCGGCAGAAAGGGCAUCAUCGGCGAUGUCACCCUCGGGUCGCAGGUACUAACGGACUGGGCAAUGUUGCCGAUGCUACAGCCUGACUACAGUUCCUUGAUCAAAAGGGUCAACGUAACUGCAGCAAGCAACAAUCUCCAAAACCGCGAAGGCUUCGGGAUAUACUUUGCCGAUUUUGAAUUGGCCCAUCCUGAACCACUGGACACCUUUAUGAGGCUAGACGGCUGGAGAAAGGGAUUCGUUUACCUGAACGGGCAUCCGUUGGGCCGCUACUGGCCGGAACGUGGUCCUCAAGUCACACUAUACGUACCAUAUGUGUACUUGAAGCGGAACAACAAAUUGAUAGUAGUCGAGCAAGAAGAGGCUCCGUGCGGUACGUCAGGCACCUGCACCGUUUCUUUCGUUUCGGAGCCCCAGAUCAACGGCACUGUUCCGGAGGGUGAAGAACAGCGAGCCAAUGUGGAGUUGAACUCACCACGAAUGUUCAAGCAUUGAGUUAAUACACUCUGUGUUUACAAAUGCUCAGCUCAACAAGGCUAAAUUUGCUGAAGUGGUUGAGAGAUGAUGUCUGACAACGUACGCUCAGUGCAUUGUUUGUAAUGUAUUGCAAUACAUGAGUCCACACUUG